This is a messenger RNA of Cyprinodon variegatus (sheepshead minnow), 1111 nucleotides long. It is a transcript of the gene rnf151, whose product is annotated as ring finger protein 151. The transcript has 4 exons. Lineage: Eukaryota; Metazoa; Chordata; Actinopteri; Cyprinodontiformes; Cyprinodontidae. The coding region runs from base 243 to 983 and encodes 246 amino acids. Gene Ontology annotation, cellular component: plasma membrane signaling receptor complex. Gene Ontology annotation, molecular function: zinc ion binding. The record is from RefSeq and is a predicted model, not a curated record. Gene Ontology annotation, biological process: protein K63-linked ubiquitination; regulation of canonical NF-kappaB signal transduction; tumor necrosis factor-mediated signaling pathway.
UCCCCGCUAGACACGGGGAGCGAGUUUGAUGCUAGAACAGCAGGGAAAGGACGCAGCCCACUGUAAAAACCACGGUCUCCAUUUGUCCGCUCUCACUCCCUCCUUCAUGUUUUGUCAGGAAUGUUCAUGUGUGUGUUGUAUUGAUAACAAGGGUGUGUGUCUGUGACUGACAUGUGAGAUAUUGAUAAUAUGGAGUAAAGCAGAACAGAGGAUGGAAACACCAUAAGGGAGGAAGAGUUGUCAUGGCUGAAGCAGACGUUUCAACACAGAGCGGGGGCUACGAUGUGGAGCUGUUUGUAAACCCUCCAGACUACGAUUUGAUCUGCACCAUUUGUCAAGGGGUUCUCAGAUGUCCCGUGAGAAGUGCUUGCCACCACAUAUUCUGCAAAAAAUGUAUCUUGCAGUGGCUAAGAAGACAGGAGACCUGCCCAUGCUGCAGGAAGCCUGUAAACCCAAGCUUGAUCUUUGUCAUGUUCAAGCUGACCAAAUCGAUUGGACGCCUGAAAAUAAAGUGUAAAAAUGAGAUCCGUGGCUGUGCAGACACCUUUCCACUCUCAGAGCAGUACUCCCACAGUUUAAGCUGUCUGUACGAGCUCAUCCCCUGCCCGUACCAGGGCUGCAAGGUGCAGCUUCUCCGCAGGGACCUGGACGCUCACGCACCCAACUGUGAGCACUGGCGCCAGCCCUGCCACAUGGGUUGUGGGACGGUACUCACCCAGAGCACCCAGGCUCAGCACAACUGCUACAAAGAGCUGAGACAGGAGUAUGAGACCAAGCAGAGGAACCACAGGGCCAUUGCUAUGGCCUUACAGAGGAAGAUGAGGAGGAUGCAAAGCACCAUGGCCCACAUGAAGAGACAGAUAGGGUUAAUCUGUGAAAGCCUGGAGGUAAUGGAUGAUCUGCAUGAGGUGGAGGAAGGGGUGGACCUUGGAGAGAGCAGCAGCAGCUCUAGUGGGACUUCAAGCGCAAACAGCAACUCUUAAAUCUGCGUAUUGCUCCUGUGUUUUAGCCCUUUUUGUGUUUGUUUCCUGCAGGUGACUUGCUUAUGAUGAGUGAUACUUUAACCAUUUUCUACUGUAUUUUUUAUUUAUUUUCUGAAUAAAUUAUCCAA